This is a messenger RNA of Rotaria sordida, 365 nucleotides long. NCBI's taxonomy places the organism in Eukaryota, Metazoa, Rotifera, Eurotatoria, Philodinida, Philodinidae. The record is from the annotation of a GenBank genome assembly.
AUGAUGCUAUUAAUGAUUAUCUUUAUGAUACAUAUUUUAAAAAAUUGUUACCAUCUAGUCUUAUUAUUGAUUAUCAUAGUGCAGGUAUAAUACCUGAUAAUAAUUAUGUACAUGGUAUAUUUGUUUUACGUUGUAAUAAUAAUAAAUUAUAUGAACGAUUAAAAAAUCGAAAUUAUUCAGAAAAAAAACUUCAACAAAUUAUACAAUUUGAAAAUUUUCAAAUAUGUCUUCAUGAAGCUCGUGAAGCAUUUGAUGAAUCAAUUGUUCAUGAACUUAUUAAUGAAACUGAAAAUGAUUUAAAAAAUAAUAUUGAAUAUUUAUUAAAAUGGAUUGAUCGAUGGCCAUUAAACGAUUCUAUUGAUUAG